This is a messenger RNA of Vanessa tameamea, 941 nucleotides long. RefSeq names its product solute carrier family 25 member 35. Bases 34 to 933 code for a protein of 299 amino acids. The transcript is spliced from 5 exons. The record is from RefSeq and is a predicted model, not a curated record. NCBI's taxonomy places the organism in Eukaryota, Metazoa, Arthropoda, Insecta, Lepidoptera, Nymphalidae.
AACAGGUAAAAAUAUCAACAAAAACCGAUAAAAAUGGAUUUCGUUAUCGGAGGCCUGGCUGGUGCCGGUGCAACUAUUUUCACAAAUCCUAUGGAUGUGGUGAAAACGCGCCUACAGCUGCAAGGCGAACUGCGCGCACGCAAUGAACACGCCGCAAGAUAUAGGGGAAUAUUCCACGCAUUAUACGUUAUUGCUAAGACCGAUGGAGCAUUAGCCUUACAAAAAGGUUUGGCUCCAGCAAUGGUUCUAGGGUUCUGUAUGAAUUCCGUAAGGUUAGGCAUGUAUCAUAUAGCUGAAGUCCAAGGUUGGACGAAGACAAAAGAAGGUGACAUUAGCAUACACAGGACAAUGUUCUGGUCAAGUGCAAGUGGAGUGAUGAGUGGCCUUGCUGCCAACCCUGCCUCUGUGCUAAAGACAAGAAUGCAAGCAGCCGCCCACCCAAGUAUAGCAGUAGGCAGGCAACAUUCGUAUAAUGGUAUGGUUGACGGGGUCGUAAAAAUCUACAGAAUAGAAGGAAUACGAGGGUUUUUUGCUGGUGUUAAUGCUACCUGUUCAAGACUAGCUAUCGGUAGUGCAGCUCAACUUACAACAUUUUCGACUACAAAAGAAACAUUGCUGUCUCAUGGCUUGUUUGAGCGAUAUCCUCUUGGACUCGCAUUCGCCGCAAGCUGUAUCAGUGGCGUGAUGGUAGCUCUAGCCAUAUGCCCUUUUGACGUUGUCGCAGUACGACUUUACAAUCAGGGCCCUGCUUCGAAAGGUGAACUACUUUACAAAGGAGUUUUUGAUUGCCUGAGUAAAAUAUAUAAAAAGGAAGGACUCCAUGGUCUAUACAAAGGAAUAGGUCCGCUUUAUCUAAGAAUAGCGCCUCAUACAACCUUGUCCCUCGUCAUUUGGGACAUGCUAAACAUAUUAUUUAAUAAUAAAAACAAAUAACACAAAAA